UCUGCAGCUACCUGUUGCUUUUCCUCCACCUUGACGCUCAGGUACGGAUUCGGUCGAAAACUUUCCAGAAACUGUGACGUUCUUUGAGCGGAUUUAACACAUGGGACUUUGCAAAUGGAUUAAAAACAGAAAUGUUUAAUGUAAGGCGGCAGAGACAAGAUUAAACUCGGGAAUCAGUUGCUGGACGCACCGUGUGAAAUAUCUUUGAAAGCCGUCAGUCAUGUCCACCGGCAGCAGCGUGAGAUCGUACGAGGAGCGCUGCGUGGACCCGGUGGAAAACAGACUCCCUGAUCCCAGAACAGUGAACAAAGCUCACCUGAAGGACUCUAACGGGAAAGAAUCGGAAACCAUCGGCUUCAUCCCUGGUUCGGCUGAUCCUUCAUCUGCGACGCAAACCUGCAACCCCUGCUCCCCUCCAAACAGCUGCAGGAGUUUUGUGUGCAGCGUCUUAACAUGUGGACUGUAUCGAGUCUGCCAGAGAUCCAUUUUAUCUCCGUGCAUCAAGGAGAGAUCCCCGGAUGAACCAGAGAACGUGAGCCUACGAUCUGUAAACCCAGGAGGAAACAAAGAAGAAGAAGUCGACGAAGGAGAUUGGCUCGGAGACGUGUGCUUCGCUGGAGUAAAAGUCCACACUCCAAGAGAGUAUUUAGAUGAAGAUCGAUCUCAGUCGUUUGUGGUUUCAGCCGGUGGUCAGAAACAGGCGUCCCUCCACGAGUCCAUGAGGUUUUUGGACUGGGAUGACGGAGAGGAGAACGUGGAUUCUCUGAUCACAAAGAAGCUGCUGGAGCUUUACUCUGAGUAUCAGAUCGAGGAGUUGGCCAGGUGCACAACAGACUCUGUGUUCCUGAGGAAGAGCAAAGCCAUCAACCAGCUCAUCAACUCUCUGGCAGAGGAACAUAAGAUGGGAGAGCAGGAGGCAGAGUGCCGAUUGGUGAAAGGAAUCAUCCGCAUCAGCACCAGAAAGAGCAGCAAGAGGAGGCCGAACGUCUCUAAGGGGGAGAGGACGAUGUCGGACAGCGGCAACGAGACCAUGAGGGAGAGCGACUCGUUUUCAUUCAGCAACAACAAUGACUACAAAUCAAAUCCAAACAUCCAGAUAUCAGAGCUGACCUCCUCGGACCAGUGUGCCAGAGAGAUGUGGAGGACCAACGGAGGUCGUACCUCCAGCUCCCCCUCUCACACGGAAACGAACUCCUCAGGCGUGCCUCUCAUUCGCACCUCUGUGAGAACAUGAGUCCUGCAGAUUCUACGCUUGAAUUAUUAUUAUUUGUCCUGCCGUGUCACCAAGGUCCCGCUAUGGGGACGUUGAAAUGCGACACUUCUUGCACUCAGGAGACUUUCUGAGGCCGGCUCUCUGCAUUGAAAGAAAAAAUGUGAAAAAGUUUCACAUUGUCUGAAGGACGUCAGUGAACUCAGGGUAGCGUGUAGAUAUUUAUGCUUGGAAAUAUAAUGUGUAUAUUUGAAGGAUUGCCUGAUAGAGCAGGUAGAUAUCAGCAGCAGCAGUUUCACCGUGCCUUCGUCCUUGAAGGAGUCAUUGCUCAUGAAACCUGACUCGUUCGACUCGCUCCUUGUUUUGCAAAGAUGCAUUUCAUCAUCUUGUACACAUCUGAUAUUUGAUUUUAAACUCAUUUGUGUGACUUUUAAACUGUAUUCAAGGCUCUUAAUUCAGUGGUUGUGCUUGACAUAUUUACAGUCUGUGAUUCUAGAGGAAUGAUCGUAAUUUAUGCUUGGGUAGUUUUGCCAUAUCUCAUAUUAAUGUGGCUAAAGUGUGAAAAAAUGAAGUAAUACUGUUUUGUUUGGAAGGAAAAAGCAGUUUUGUUGAAUGGCUCAAAUCCUGUUCUUUUAAACGUUUCUUUAUGCCUGGAAGUACAGACAAAAUAAUAAUGAAAAUGGUCAAAUACAGAAACCAAAGAAGUUGUACUUUAAGACAUGGGACUUUCAAAAAAGCCAAAGAAGUUAUACUUUUUCUGUGCGUAAUGAACCAAACUUUGUCUUGGACACAAUUUGCCUUGGUGUAAUUGCAAUAAACUGUAAUUGCAUGAUGACUAUUGCAAACCACUUUUAAAAUGCUUGUUUCCUGAAUGCAGUUUGAACACUUCAUUAUCCAGUGUCAUCUAAAUCAGGCAUUGAAACGGCAGCGUGAUCUUGUUUUAAAUCAUAGAUAUCUUCAUAAUGUGUAACUUUAAUA
Trematomus bernacchii (emerald rockcod) is the source of this 2188-nucleotide messenger RNA. RefSeq names its product keratinocyte differentiation factor 1-like. Gene Ontology annotation, cellular component: cell junction. The record is from RefSeq and is a predicted model, not a curated record. The transcript is spliced from 4 exons. Gene Ontology annotation, biological process: keratinocyte development; regulation of epidermal cell division. Lineage: Eukaryota; Metazoa; Chordata; Actinopteri; Perciformes; Nototheniidae. Bases 221 to 1234 code for a protein of 337 amino acids.